Messenger RNA from Raphanus sativus (radish), 1309 nucleotides. Its product is annotated as protein WVD2-like 1. The transcript has 7 exons. Gene Ontology annotation, molecular function: microtubule binding. The record is from RefSeq and is a predicted model, not a curated record. Gene Ontology annotation, biological process: microtubule cytoskeleton organization. NCBI's taxonomy places the organism in Eukaryota, Viridiplantae, Streptophyta, Magnoliopsida, Brassicales, Brassicaceae. The coding region runs from base 243 to 1079 and encodes 278 amino acids.
UCAAACACAUCUCCAAAAUAGUCACCGCCCAAAAAGAAUCCCUUUUUCUUUUCUUGAGAGAGGGAGACAAGUUUGGUCUGGAUAAAGACAUUCAUUUCAAAAUUUUGUCUGCAAAAUCCUCACGGGGCAUUCGGAGAGAGGAGACAGAGGUGGCGCACAAGAAUCCUUCUUCCCACACAAGACUUGUAAGAACAAUCUCUCUCUCAAUCAUUAUCCUCUGUCUUUAGCCUAUAAGCAGUGGAAUGGGAAGAGAAGCUGUUGUUGAGGUGCUUAUGGACCGAAACGCCGACGUUUCAAGCGGCAGGGUUCACGUUGCUCCUAAGAUAGCUGCAGCUCCGGAGUCCGAGACUGAGGAAGAGAUCGAAGUCAAGGAAUGCACCAAAGAGGAUAUACUAAAAGUCGAAACUGCCGAGAUAAACUCGCCAAAAACCCCUAAAGUUUCAAAGCGUGAUGCUCCUCUUCUUGCUGCGAGGAAACCAUUGCAACCCGAGAACAAGAAGCAUGUAGAAGAAGACGAUGAUAAUUGCUCCAUUGCUUCUUCCAUGGCAUCUUCUUUGAGGAGAGCCAAGUCCGGAGUGACUCAUGGAAGCGCUCCAACAUUUAGGAGCGCUCAGCGUGCAGAGCAGCGCAAAGAGUAUUACCAAAAGCUUGAGGAGAAAAACCAAGCGCUUGAAGCCGAAAGGAACGAGCUUGAACAAAGGCAAAAGGAAGAACAAGAAGCAGCGUUGAAAAAACUUAGAAAAAAUCUCAAGUUCAAGGCUAAACCAGUCCCUAACUUCUACUACGAGGCGCCUCCUGCAAAACCUGAGCUCAAGAAGCUUCCUUUGACCCGUCCCAAGUCGCCAAAACUCAUCCUUUCUCGGAGAAAAAGCUGCAGCGACGCAGUCAGCUCGUCGUCGUCGUCCCGUGAAGAGGUUCCGAAGACAGGAUCUAACCGGAACCGACACAGCACCGGAACAGUUCAGAACAAGAACACCAAUGAUGUGCUGCACGAUGACAGCCCUCGUUGCAGAUCAGGCAAGGGUAAAAGUGGGCUUAAGCCAGUCAACGAGUCCUUGGAAGAAGCUUCUGAGGCUUGAAAUGAUGACAUGCCUUUGUGUUGUUGGUCUGUGUUUUUACUCUCUUAUCUAACUUUGAUCUCACCGGAGAAAAUUUAAAAUUCAAAAACAAAGACUCUUUGUUUGUUCGGUUAUAUCCGGUAUAUGUGGUUGGUUCACUAUGUAAACCGUCUUUCUCGGUUGUUUUUUUACUUGUAACGUGAAACUUUGAUGUUUGAUUGUUGAAGAAAACCUCCUAAUGUCGAAAAUUU